This is a messenger RNA of Exophiala dermatitidis NIH/UT8656, 3657 nucleotides long. RefSeq lists its product as uncharacterized. Lineage: Eukaryota; Fungi; Ascomycota; Eurotiomycetes; Chaetothyriales; Herpotrichiellaceae. Gene Ontology annotation, molecular function: protein binding. Bases 464 to 1933 code for a protein of 489 amino acids. The record is from RefSeq and is a predicted model, not a curated record. The transcript is spliced from 3 exons.
CGAGUCCAUUAUUGGCGGCUUAUGCCGCCAUCAGACUGCGCGCAACUAGCAGACCAUGCACAAAGUCUUGUCGUUCAGGGAAACGAGUCGUUUUGACACCGCAACACGAGGCCCCAACUGCAGCAGCGCGAAGAUGCUCCCCCGUACGGAGUCUCAGCCUUGUGAAAAGUCGGCUCGGGCGAGGCUGACAUACAGUAACUGGUCUGCAGCCUCGUCAACAUUCCUUGCUCCCGGUGUCUUCCCUGGACGCUUAUAGUGUUGAUCCAGUUCUGUUCUGGCGCGCUCCCUUGAGAACCGGCUAACUACCUGCCCGCACAUGGUUUAUCUGUCCUCGAACAGACUUCACUAAUUCACUCUUCGACUUCAGAUCUUCAUCACAGUAAGUCGCCAUACCAAGGACCAAGUUUGGUACCGUAUAGAACAAGCGUCCAUACCCCGACCGGCGGCGCUCAGCCGCGCAGAGAUGAUGGAAGAAGACACCGAAGUCGAGUUCACCGCGCGGACGACGGACCAGGAGGUCUGCGCGGUCGAGAUCUCGCCCAUGCACCCAGAGUACAUGAUCAUCGGGACAUACUCGCUUGUGAAGAAGGACGACCGGCGCGACUACGAAGCGCAAACGCGCAAAGGAUCACUUCAGAUCAUGACGGUCUCAGAGACGUUCAAACCGCGGUACGCAGGCAUGCUACCACCGCAGCUGCACAGAGUGGAUUUCGCCUCGGCCGUCCUCGAUCUUCACUUCCACCCGGCGGACGGCAGUCUGUUGGGCGUCGCCACGAGUAAUGCGCAAAUGCAGUUUUUCCGCUUCGUCAAACACGGCGACGUGCUAGGUCGACGAGUCAUGACCAAGCUGGUUCCGUUGGGGACGGCAACCGUGGCGGAUGCAGAUGAGCAUGCCCUGGUGCCUCUCGUCACGCAGUUCCUUUGGUUUCCCGAAUUGCGUGUCCACGGCGUAUCUGGCAUCAGCGAUGUGCAGCAAGUAUCGUUUGCAGUGACGACCUCGUUGGGAGAGACCCGGAUCGUGAAGGUGGCGCUCCCUGCCAUCAAGGACCUGUUUGAUGAGAGGCUUUCGCGACACGAACAACAGCCAUUGCACGUUGAGGCGACGACCGUGCACAAACAUGAUCUGGAGGCGUGGACGGUCGCAUCAAUUGACUUGCCGUCGGUGUCUGCCAGCCCAGGAGAGAUUUCGCAGCGUCUGAUUCUCAGCGGCGGCGAUGACAGCGCUUUGAUAGCAUCUGCUUGGAACACGGACACAUGGGAAUCUAUCGUGUCUCCUCUUUGGAAAGAUCGGCGCACCCAUACCGCCGGCGUUGUAUCCAUCUUACCGCUUCCUCCCGUCAAUACGUUCACUCCCCUCAUCACAGGCAGCUACGACGAAUUCAUCCGCAUCUACGAGCUCAACCCCUCCCAAUUCCCCUUUCGCACCACAUUCAAGACCCAACUCCGCCUCAACGGCGGCGUAUGGCGCCUCAAAGUUCUCGACCAGUACAGCAGCAGCAGCAACCAUCAUCAACAUCAGCAUCAUACGCUCAUCGUCGCCUCCCUGAUGCACGGCGGAGCCUCGAUCCUUCGCUUGACAUAUACCUACGGUUCCGAAUCCAGUCAAUCCGGUACCUCGGGAACAUGGACAAUAAACCCCCUCACAACCUUCCGCUCCGGCCACGAAAGCAUGGUCUACUGCUGCGAUGCAAUACGUGAGCAUCCAGAUGCCUCCGGCCCCAUGGCUGGUGCCGGUGCCGGUGCCGAUGCCGGUCCCGCUCCCACCAAGUCCGGACCGAAUCACGCCGCCGAACAUAAACACGUCACCACCGACAAAGAGGACCCGGCGACAGCGCCUCCCACAUACACGAUCGUCAGCACCAGUUUCUACGACAAGAAGAUCUGUACGUGGACGUUUGUGGAUCGAUCCAAAGCCCAAAUCCGAGAUAGUUGAGGGAGUGGACUCGAACUCGCCUUUCCGUUGAUGAGCGGGGUAGGCUGAUAUCUGUGAUGAUUAUGAUCGGGGCAUUGCAUUGGUUUCUUCGAGGGCGUUGCAUGGCAUUUCUGGAGUUCAAGUUUGGGAGGGAACAGGAGUCUCUAAUGGUGGAAUACUUCCGGCUUACCUUGAGUUGUUGCUUGGCUUGGGCUAUCAGGCGUCAAGUUCACAUUUGUACAAAGACGGUCGCCAACCAAUGGCGAGUACUAGGUACCUUACAGUCAGUAGGCUGCAUGCCAGUGCGUCAACUCCGAGUCGCUGGUCCAGCACAUACUGUAACAUCCAUCAACAAGGCUAAGCGCAGACGAGAGUUCAAAGAUAAAAUCCAGGACUGAGGGGAAAACACAGGUGACCUGAGGACCAGAGACCAUUUGUCUGCGAUACGGGAGGUCUCGUACCUAACGCUUUUACGCUCGUCUUUUUGAGCCGUUCUGUAUUCAAGCAUCUAGCAUUUUGGUCUGCGCUUCCCGCUUUCCACUGCACGGCUCGACAAGACUCCGGUACAAAUCCAGCUCGGCAAGCAGGGGAUGUAGAAAAAAGUUAAAAGCCGCCGUCCCCCAAGCCUCGCCAGGUCUCUCCUACACAAUCAUCUCCAACUCCCUGGCAUAUUCGAUCGUAUGACUAAUGACCUCUUUCUCAUCCCCAUCUUCGGCCUUCUUGGCCUCCGCCAGACCUGGGAAGUAUAUCCGACCUUCCUCCAGACUCCAGCCCUGUUCUCGCGCGAAGUCCAUCACGGCGCCCUCGGAGUCAAGAAACAAAAGAUUUUUGGCUGAGGCAAUAGGCAACGAAGGGUAUGAGCGAGCGGCACAAGAGGCGAUCUCGAGACGGAUGGUGUUUAUCAAAAUCUAGAAAACAAACUCCUCCCCAGGCACAUCCCGACCGCUCGUCUUGCGCCACACCUGGUCAUAGCUGCCUUCCAUCAGACUCCGCUCCAAUUCGAUCGGGUAUCUGAUGAACGGGUCUUCCUCGAUUUUCGACGCGCCGCUGGCGGCCCCCUCCGCCACGAUAAGUGAUUCCAGCAGUGUAUGAAAUCCGGCGUAGUCUCCUUGACUCAGGAGCAGCAACAGAUAGAGUCCUGUGAUCUUGGAUCGGUUCUGCGACGGUGUCUGUUGCAGAGAGGGGAAAUCAUAAAACGGUUGGAGCUGGGAAUAGUAUCGCACGAAUGAGUCGGGAUCUCUGGAGCGGAUGGAAAGAAGAGCGCCAGCCUCAAGAAUCGAUCGCGCCGUAGCGAGUGUCGUGACAGGUGUUUGCUGGGAUGGGAUCAGGGCGUUGUGGUGAAGCAAGGCGAGCUUGGCCUUUUGCAGUUGUGGUCGACUUUGUGCUGGGUCAUUUUGACCGAAGAAUUGCAGAAGGGAUUGGAGGACCGACUCGAGAGAGGGUGCGUUCGAGCCCAUCACUGCGGAAGUGCCCCGUUGAGGCGGAGGGAGCGUGUUGAUACUGUACACAGUAGUUGCAAUGACCGGUAAGUCGAUGUUCGGCCGACACGCUGCAGUGGCACACGAGGUCUGAGCAAUUGCAAGAAGAAGACGGAAUGUCCGAGUGAGACUUGAAGGAAGCUGGACAGGGGAGAAGUCAGCCGGUUGUUGAUCGUUGGAAGUAGAUGCUUCAAUUAAGGUAGUUAUUGCAGAUGCGUGUCAGACCUCGUGGCGGUUGCGAGGCCGAACUUGAACGUUCGUAUGCGC